This is a messenger RNA of Amphimedon queenslandica, 700 nucleotides long. Its product is annotated as TNF receptor-associated factor 2-like. Gene Ontology annotation, cellular component: plasma membrane signaling receptor complex. Gene Ontology annotation, molecular function: zinc ion binding. The record is from RefSeq and is a predicted model, not a curated record. Gene Ontology annotation, biological process: regulation of canonical NF-kappaB signal transduction. The coding region runs from base 65 to 700 and encodes 211 amino acids. Lineage: Eukaryota; Metazoa; Porifera; Demospongiae; Haplosclerida; Niphatidae. The transcript is spliced from 6 exons.
CCUCUGGAGACACUGCGGACGAAGUUUGAUUAAUGCUUGUGAUAAGGACUAAGACUUUUUUGUGAUGCCGGGCUACGACUUAAAGGUUAAUGGUGAGUACGCCCGGAUCGAGUCCCUCGAGUGCUCCUCAUGCAGACUGAUACUGAGAGACGCUAUACAAAAUGAAGAGGGACAGAGGUUCUGUAAGAGCUGCUGGGAAGAAGCAAUUUCCUCUAGUUCAAAAGCUCAAAGAUUGGGGAUUAAUCCAAAGGAAGAAAUAUACCCUGAUAUUGCUGUUAGAAGAGAGAUAGAUAGGCUCCCAGUUUUAUGUGAGAACUAUGAGAAUGGUUGUGAAUGGACUGGAAAGCUUAAGGACCAUGAGCAUGAUCACAAAGCUAUCUGUGAGUAUAAAACCAUGAGGUGUGCUCUUGGCUGCAGUAAGAGAAUUCCUCUUGGAAAAUUGAGAAAACAUGAAAAAGAAGAGUGUCCGUUUCGACAAGUCCGAUGUCAAUAUUGCAGAAGUGAAUUGUUAGCUAGAGACUAUAAUGAUCACCUUUUGAACUGUCCUAAUGCACCUUAUAUUUGUGGUCAUUGUCACACUGAAAUGCCAAGAAGUGAAAUGGAUAGUCACAUGUUACUUAAUAACUGCAGAAGACAAUUAUAUUGCUCUGGAUGGCAUCCACAGGUAAACUUAUAUAUUUUUAACGACCUGGGGGCGUAG